This is a messenger RNA of Adineta steineri, 213 nucleotides long. The record is from the annotation of a GenBank genome assembly. NCBI's taxonomy places the organism in Eukaryota, Metazoa, Rotifera, Eurotatoria, Adinetida, Adinetidae.
AUGUCGAUGUCUAUUAAAGAUCAAAACAAUAAAUAUCAACAGAUAAUUGGUAAAGAUGGCGACAAAGCAUCCGAAAUAAAAAAAAUCGAAUGUGAACAACGUUUAAUUGUAGAACGAAUGCUUCGUUUAGAAGUACAAAAAGAACGUUUACAAAAUUUAUUAGAUGUUCUACAAUCUUUAGAUUCUGAUCAAGACGAUGAUGAAAGUAAUUAA